CUCCUGCGCGCGGGCGCGCAGAGGAAAGAAAGCAAACAGGAGCGGUGGAAAUGGAGAAUGUGAAGAAAGGGAAGGCUAAGGAAGUGGCGAAGGAGAAAAUUAAGGUGAAAGGAAAAGAAGAGAGAAAGAAAGAAGUGUCAAAGGGGAAAGAGAAAGGGAAGGAAGAGAAGUGGCUAAGAAAAGAUAAUGAGCAGGAAAAGGAGAAAGAGCAAGGGAAGGAGACAGCAGCCAAGAAUGAGCAAUUUAAAGAAAAACCAGAGGUAGAGAAGAGCGACAGCACCAAGACAGAGACGCCUCUGGAGUCAUCCGACAAAAGUAAGCAGAUCCUAGUUCUAGGCCUGGAUGGAGCAGGGAAAACCAGCAUCCUCGAUUCUCUAGCUUUAAACAAAGUCCAGCAUAGCAAGGCACCCACCCAAGGUUUCAAUCCCGUUUGCAUCGACAUUGAAGACAACCAAAUGGAGUUCCUGGAGAUUGGCGGCAGCGAGCCUUUCCGUUCCUACUGGGAAAUGUACCUGUCCAAGGGAUUGUUGCUGAUCUUUGUGGUGGAUUCAGCAGAUCACAAUCGAUUACCUGAAGCCAAAAAAUUCCUUCACCAACUAACAGAAGCAAAUCCAAUCCUUCCUCUGGUUGUGUUUGCACACAAACAGGAUCUCGAGGCAGCCUAUCACAUUACAGAUAUCCACGAAGCAUUAGCAUUAUCUGAGGUGGGAAAUGACAGAAAAUUGUUCUUGUUUGGAACUCAAGUGACCAAGAAUGGCUCAGAGAUACCUUCUACUAUGCAAGAUGCCAAAGACCUGAUUGCACACCUGGCUGCAAAUGUGCAGUAAGCAGGACGAGGCCGGCCCACUGUAUGACUAACCACCUACAUGUCAUUGGGGAAUGCUGAGUGGCAGGCUUGAAACUAAAGGUUUCCACUUUCGAUUAAAAAAUAAGAUCUACCACGCGGCCUGCGCAGUGGUUUCAUUAAUGAGGUUCUA
Messenger RNA from Urocitellus parryii (Arctic ground squirrel), 977 nucleotides. RefSeq names its product ARF like GTPase 9 (gene Arl9). Gene Ontology annotation, molecular function: GTPase activity; GTP binding. The record is from RefSeq and is a predicted model, not a curated record. NCBI's taxonomy places the organism in Eukaryota, Metazoa, Chordata, Mammalia, Rodentia, Sciuridae.